GAACAGAACAAACUCCUAACAGGAGGAGAUUCAGUCAUGGCCUACGAGACAGAGGAUCAGAAGACUCAAUACUGCUUUCCUAACAUCAACUCAUCAUGUGUCAAGGAGAAACGCUCCAUUCGUGAAUAUAUCAUCAUGUAUCUGUUUUCUUCAUUGCUGUCGGUAUGGAUUGUGUUUCUGAACCUGCUGGUGAUCAUCUCCAUCUCUCACUUCAAGAUGCUUCACACUCCAACCAACAUGCUCAUUCUCUCUCUGGCGGUAGCUGAUUUGCUUAUUGGACUUAUUCUGAUGCCCUUACAGGCCAUCAAACAGAUUGAGACGUGUUGGUACUUUGGAGAGACUUUCUGUGGAAUCCAUUUAAUAAUAAUUGGGCUUAUUUUCUCAGCAACUUUCAGUAAUUUGGUUUUAAUUGCUGUUGAUCGUUAUGUGGCUGUGUGUCACCCUUUACUGUACCCACGGAAGAUAACCACGGCUAAAAUGUUAAUGAGUAUCCUUCUGUGCUGGCUUUACUACUCCGCUUAUAACACUGGCCUUGUGAUUAAUAAUGGAUAUGCUGACACAUCAUACAGAACAGACAUGUGUUAUGGAAAGUGUACAGUCAUUAUGAGUUUUAGCUGGUUAGUCACUGAUCUGUUCAUGUCUUUUAUUUUUCCCUGUCUCAUAAUGAUAACUUUAUAUCUGAGGAUUUUCUAUGUCGUUCAUCAGCAAGUGAAGGUUAUAAACUCUCUGAUGAAGGGUGGUAAAUGUGUAACGGAGGGUUCAGUCAAGAGGAAAUCUGAGAGUAAAGCUGCUCUGACUUUAGGAAUCAUUGUGACUGUUUAUCUGCUUUGCUAUAUCCCAUACUAUAUCUGUGCUUUAUCUGUAAACUCUGUCACAGCUAUUAAUGUUUUAGGAUGGAUUGUGUAUGCUAACUCAGGUGUGAAUCCUCUAGUUUAUGCUUUAUUUUACCCCUGGUUUAAAAAGACAGCUAAAAUUAUCUUAACUCUGAAAAUAUUUGAGCCAGCAUCCUCUCUGAUCAAUAUUUUUAAGUGAAGAUGAAUUGUAUUUAAAGUGGUAAAGCUGUUUCUCAAAGGUUGAUAUUAUUAUUUGUGAUUCUAUUAAUACUGUAAAUUAAUAUAUAACAUAUGAUAAUAAUCACAUUUAAACAUAAGUCAAACUUAUACACGCUUUUAAGAAUAAUAAAAAUAAAUUGGCAGUGAUAAUAUUGUUCCAUUUGUUUCUAACUUCUGCAUUUAUUUCAAUGUGUACAUGUGAGGUGUUGGAGAUGUUUGAGGUAAACAGUAGCAAAUCAA
Messenger RNA from Danio rerio (zebrafish), 1292 nucleotides. NCBI's taxonomy places the organism in Eukaryota, Metazoa, Chordata, Actinopteri, Cypriniformes, Danionidae. The record is from RefSeq and is a predicted model, not a curated record.